GUUGACAACACUGAAAUAAUAUAUACCGUCGAAGAAUUAACCGAUACGCUGAACGAACUUGAAAAAUGGAUUGAUGGCAAGACGGAUUUACAUCAUCCAUAUAGAUUAAACUUGACUGAUGAUGAAGCGACGAAAGUGGGAUCAGAUAUCGAGAUCGUUUUACACAAUAUUGGUCACAACAUGCUUGGUUACAUUAUGCAUCCUUAUACAAUUAAUGCUCCGCCAAGUGUCCUUGUCGGCGCUCGUGCCGGUACACGUGAUCCGUUAUUUUGGAGAUGGCAUCGUCAUCUCGAUAACAUUUAUCUUAAAUGGCAGUUCCUAUUAGGACCUCGUAAUUAUAGUGACGAUAUUCCUCCCAUAACUAUUCGAGAGAAAGAUUUAAUCCUUGCCUUUACCGAUGAAUUAAUUAAGGUUAAUGAGACGGGAGUGAAUGAUACCUGGGUUAAGUACGCAAAUGAGACCUUUGGUGGCGAGAAUUUCGACAAGGAUGUCUCUAAUCUUCCCGUGGUCACCAAAACAUUGGAAACUAAGAUGAAGAUUAGAGAUUAUGUUUGGUUGGAAGAUGGUAUGGAUACAGAAAGGAUUCAAUAUUUAUACCCAAGAGAUUGGAUAUGGUUUAUGCGCGUGCAGAAUAAUUCACCAAAGCCCGCAACGGUAACGUUUCGCGUUUUUAUUUGUCCAAUUGAAUUGGUCGAUUCGACCGUUCAUUGGGUCGAAAUUGAUAAAUUCAAAAGGACAAUAGGGCCUUAUGAAAAAACCGUUGUUUCUCAAAAAUGUGAUGAAGCGGUGGCAAUUCGAAAACCGGCACAAAAAACUACCGAACAAAUGGACGCAACAACACUUCCGGAGUGGCGAAGAUCAAAGCUAGACAAGCUUAACUUUGCUGAAGUAGCGGAAGAAAUCUUUUGUGACUGCGGAUGGCCAUAUAAUUUAAUCAUACCUCGUGGAAGCAAAUUAGGUUCAAAGUUUAAACUUUUUGUUUACGCUUCUGAUGGUACAAAUGAUUUAGUUAGAACAGAUACGCAAUGCGGCAGCGUAUUAUUAUGUGGUGGUGAAAAAUGGACGGACAAAAUCCCUGAUAAUAAACCUUUGGGUUAUCCUUUUGAUCGACCUUUAAAAGAUGGUUCGUUUUAUAAAAAUUUUGAAGGCAUGGAUAAUGUAGCUUUUACCGAUAUUACGAUUAAAUGGGUUGAAGAUUUCCCAGAA
This is a messenger RNA of Funneliformis mosseae, 1206 nucleotides long. Lineage: Eukaryota; Fungi; Glomeromycota; Glomeromycetes; Glomerales; Glomeraceae. The record is from the annotation of a GenBank genome assembly.